This is a messenger RNA of Vombatus ursinus (common wombat), 7737 nucleotides long. It is a transcript of the gene SPG11, whose product is annotated as SPG11, spatacsin vesicle trafficking associated. Lineage: Eukaryota; Metazoa; Chordata; Mammalia; Diprotodontia; Vombatidae. Gene Ontology annotation, cellular component: cytoplasm; dendrite; axon. Gene Ontology annotation, biological process: axo-dendritic transport; synaptic vesicle transport; axon extension. The record is from RefSeq and is a predicted model, not a curated record. Bases 1 to 7362 code for a protein of 2453 amino acids. The transcript has 40 exons.
AUGGCGGCGCAAGAGGGGGCCGGAAGUGGAUGCGACGGUGGCGCUCCCUCGACCGGGGCUAUGGAGAGGGUGCUGCCUAUGUUGUUGGUGCCGGUUCCCGCCGAGGCCAGAGCGAGGCUGGGGCCCCGGGCCCGGCUGCACCGAGAGCAAGAGGCGCUGGGCAGCCUCACGGCCUCGGGCAGCCUGCAGCUUUUGUCGCUGGCGCCGGGCGGCCGGGGCGAGAGUGGCUGCAGCCUCGCGGGCCCCUUCCGGCACUUUAUUUGGGAGAAUUCCCAAACCAGUGACCCACGAACAGACAGGCCUAAACUUCUGACCCUCAGUGAUAAUAAUGAACUGUGUGUCCAUGAGUUCAAGAUGAAGGAUGGAAAAUGUGAUAUCACUACAUUGUGUAGCUGCAGUGGGGAGAUGUUAAAAAAGCUAAUUGAAGACAAAAACAUCAGAACUUCUUCUUUAUCAUGCCUGAGAAUUCUGUCAUUUCAAAAUGCCUCAUCAGUGCUGCUCAUCAACAGAUAUAUUGUCCUACACAUUGCAUUUCCUGGGAGAGAUGCUGAGGUCAAAACCCUCAGCUGCUUCACUCUGGCCUUACCUGCACAGGCUUUGGAAAGGAUAGCUGAUUCACAGCUUUGCAGAGGGUUUCUUUUUGUUUUGGAUGGUUCUGGUUGGAUCUACGUUUUUGAUGCUGUAGAUGGCACAUAUCUUGCUCGUGUGGAUCUAACCCUUCACCAGGAUCAGGCUGAUAUGUGUGGGGAGGAGCGACAGCAACCAGCCGACGUGUCUUCAUUUACUACCUUGAAGGUGUCUCAGGAGCUGGAUGUGGUUGUGGUUAUCAGCUGCUCUAGUGCUACGAUUGCUGUUGACUUAAACGUCUAUUUCAGGCAACAUCCAGAGCAUAUCCUGUGUGAGAGGAAGCUAAAAAAUCUUCCCAUCAGAGGACUUGAAGGAGUGGAUGAAGAUGACCCCGCCAACUCAGUCUACAAUGUGAAACUGACCAGGUUUUCAUUCCAGGUGGAUAGAUCCUGGAAAACUCAACUGUCAGAAUUGUACAACUCAACAACAAAGCCCAGAUUAGAAGUUGUGAAUUGUGUGCCUUGGUUCCAGGGUCUUCUUCAUUUUGACCUCUCUGAAUCUGGUAGCCACAUUGCACUGGAAGAGAUUUGUACCUUCAUUCCACAAGACCUAACUCGUGUCCAGUACAGCCGCCCAUGGAAGGAUCAUAUUAGGUCAGAUGAUUUAAAGAAGUUGUGGAAGGUAAUGCCCAUUGAAGAACAGGAGGAGCCAGUAAAGCUCAAAUGUGUGUCUGUGACAGGAUUCACUGUGCUUUUUACAUGGUUAGUAGAAAGUACAGGCUGGACAGUUGUCCUGUGGGACUUGGAGACACAGAAUGUGCAUCGCGUUUUCCUUGGCAAAAAAUGCAUUCCUGUGGACUGCAGUGGAAACCAACAAUUGUGCCUUGUUCUGACAGAAAAUGGACUCUCUCUGAUUUUGUUUGGUUUGACUCAAGAAGAAUUCUUGAAUAGACUAAUGAUCCAUGGAAGUGCCAGCACUGUUGAUACUCUCUGUCAUCUUAAUGCGUGGGGGAGGUGCUCAAUCCCUAUACAUGCAUUAGAGGCUGGAUUAGAGAACCGUCAACUGGAUACAGUAGACUUCUUUUUGAAGAGCAAGGAGAAUCUUUUCAAUCCCUCUUCUACCUCUUCUGUACCUGACCAGACUACCAGGCUUCCAUCUCACUUGUAUUUGAAAAGUGUGAAGGACCUGAUACCGGCUUUGGAUUUGCUUUGUUCAGCUAUACGAGAGAAUGAUUCUGAAACUCAGAGCAAACAUUUUUCAGAGCAGCUGCUGAAGCUCACAUUAUCUUUCCUCAACAAACAAAUCAGGGAGAUCUUUGCUCACACUGAAGAGUUAGAUGAACACCUGCAGAAUGGUGUGGAUAUUUUAACCAACUACAUUAUUGAACUUCGAACCUUCAUGAUAAAAUUUCCUCGGAAACCAGCUGAUGCUGUAAAUGCAUAUGUUGGUGAAGAUGUCCCCAGAAUAAGUGAGAGUGAAAUAUGGAGAAAGCUCAGCCCUGAGCAAGUUAUCUCCAAUGCCAUUUUAAAUAACAAAAUACCAGAGGCUCAGAGCUUUUUCAGGAUCACCAACCAUGCUGCUCAAAACCUUGGAGAACUGAUUCGAAUAGGAUUAGAUCUAGUCUUUGACAGGCUGCUAAAGAACAAUAUCAAAGAAGCUACCGAACUCUUAAAGAAUAUGGGCUUCAACGUAAAGGACCAAUUGCACAAAAUAUGUUUCUAUACAGCUGAGAAAAAUGUACGGGACUUUCUGGUUGGCAUUUUGAAAGAAGAAAAUCAUUUUUCUGAAGAAGAGAAGAGAAUUAUAGACUAUGUACAUCAGGUUGAAAAAUUAUAUUCAGGACCUUUCAAAGAAAACACAGAGACCCAGCCCCUCGGUUUCAGGAGCUGGAGAAAGGAAGAUGAUUUUUCCAAACAUAGAUCUGUUUUAGACUUCUUGAAAUUCAGUGAAAAAGAUGAAAUUUUUAAGCAGGAUCAUGGAAUUAUACUAAGCUGGGCGCAGUGGUGGGAUUGUCCAACCCGAGAAAAUAUCCUUCUUCCCAGGAGAUCUACAGAAGAAGUGAAGUCUUGUUCUCCUCGAGUUCUCUGGAGGCAUAUCACAGCUCACCAUGACUGGUUAAGCAUUUUCUCAUGGAUUGAAGAAUUGCAGACCCAGGAUGGUUGUGUUUCAUUUCAGCAGGCUAAAUGGCCCCAUCUGACAGUAGAUAUUAUUGACCAGAAUACAUGCUGCAAUAGCUACCUGAGGAAUGAAAUACUAGAUAAACUGGCCAGAAAUGGAAUUUUCCUAACAUCUGAACUAGAAGACUUUGAACUCUUGCUCCUAAGACUAAGCCGUAUUGGGGGUGUAAUGCAGAAUCCACUUCCUGUUCAAAACUAUACGUCUCGAGAUGGUUUGGAUUUCCAUGCGUGCUUUCUUUUAUACUGUUUAGAGCGCAGUCUGCAGCAUCUGCUGUAUGUCUACCUUGAUUAUUACAACCUUAAUCCUUUGAAUUGUCCCCUUUUGGAGAAAAAAGAACUGCAUGAAACUUAUCCUUGGUUUGAAUUUUUGGUUCGGUGUCGACAAAUUUCCAGUAAUCUGGCAGAUCCCAAACUGAUUUUCCAGGCCAGUCUCGCUAAUGCUCAGAUACUGAUUCCCAGUAACCAAGCCAGUGUGAGCAGCAUGCUGUUGGAAGGACAUACCCUCUUGGCCCUUGCUACAACAGUUUAUGCUUCUGGAGGCCUCAGCCAGGUUGUUCAGAAGGAAGAAGGGGAAACCUCUUUGGGGAAAGUGGAUCCCCAGCUACUAAAGAUGGCCUUAACUCCUUACCCCAAGCUCAGAGCUGCACUCUUUCCACAGUACUUUAUCCCUAGUAUCCUGCCCCAUGAUAUCACCCUCUACCACCUUAUUCAGUCCUUGUCUCCCUUUGAUCCCACCAGACUGUUUGGCUGGCAGGCCACUAAUACUCUUGCCAUUGCAGAUACCUCAGGUGAUCUUCCUCAUUUCUCUAGCCCUGACCUUGUAAACAAAUAUGCUAUAGUGGAACGUCUAAAUUUUGCUUAUUAUUUACGUCAUGGACGACCAUCAUUUGCAUUUGGUACUUUUCUUGUUCAGGAAUUAGUGAAGAGCAAGUCUCCAAAGCAACUGAUCCAGCAAGUAGGAAACGAAGCCUACAUGUUGGCACUUUCCCUCUUUCAUAUGCCUUCAGUAGGGGCAGCUUGUGUGUGUUUCUUGGAAUUGCUUGGUAUUGACAGCCUCAAGCUUAGAGUUGAUAUGAAAGUAGCCAACAUCAUUUUGAGCUAUAAGUGUAGAAAUGAAGAGACUCAGUACAACUGCAUCAGAGAAUCCCUAGCUGAAAAACUAGUUAAACUGGCUAAUGGCAGAAAAGCAUCAACUGAAGAAUUGCUUAGUCUUUUAGAAGAAGGCAUAUGGGAUAGUAUUCAACAACAAGGAAUAUCGAGGACCUCCAGCGAAUCAGGCCACCAGUGGUCAUUGGUGGUGCAGUUCUGCAGGCUUCAUAAUGUGAGACUGAGCACCGCUUACCUCAGGGAGUGUUCUAGAGCCAAUGACUGGCUGCAGUUUAUUGUGUACAGCCAGCUCCACAGCUACCCCCUGGAGGAGGUCAGGUCUCUCCUCCGCUACUUCAGCCCAGUCCUGCAGGACCACUUACAGCUGGCCUUUGAGAAUUUGCCUUCAUUUCCAAACUCCAAAGCACAUGAUAGACAGGCUUGUGACAGACCCCUAUGGGAGGCUCAGAGGAGACAAGAAGGGACAUCCACUGAUUUAUUUCAGAUUCUGCUUCAGUGUCCUGAGGAGCCAGAUUCCUGGCGUUACCUUCUGACUGAAGCCAUGAGACAACGGGCUCCCAUCCUGAGCAUCCUGGCCUCUUGUUUCAAGGAUGCUAAUAUUGUUCCUUGCCUGAGUGUUUGGAUCAUCACUUCUGUGGACAAUCGUGUCGCUGCUGAAGCAACAAGUCACAUUCAGGGUUCUGUAGAAGACCAUGAAUGGGAUCUGGAGGACCUUUCACUUAUAUGGAGAAUGUUGGUAACAAGAAAAAAGAGCAGAACUCUUACCAGAAGCUUCCAGCUUUUUCUGAAGGAUUCCACUUUGCUGUUGAUGAUGGAGAUGUAUGAACUGUGUAUGCUCUGCAAGAAAUACCAGGAGGCCAAAGUCAAACUGCUAGAACUCCAGAAGAAUCUUGAAACUAUUGAAACAGCAGGUAAUACAGCCCCUUUUACCAUUCCUGUGCCGUGGCUAAAAUGUCAAGUCAGCUUGCUUUGGAAGCUUAUGUUGCAGCAGUGUGAAACCCAGUAUGAGCUACGAAAACUGUUACAGCUGUUUUCCAAAGUAGACCAUCUUUCUGACGGUCCAGAUGUGAAGAAGCUGUGUCUGCUCAGCCAGAUUUUGAAGGACACAUCCACAGCUAUUAAUCAUUCUAUCAUCACCAAUUACAGCACUGAGAACUUUGUGCAGGAAUGCAAAUCCAUUGUGGAAAGGCUACAGACAAAAAGACAGUUUGCCCUGGCUAGGAAGGUAGCAGGAUUAGCUGAAUUACCUGUGGACAGCUUGGUUAUUGAAGAGAUAACUCAGGAGAUGCAGACCCUAAAACAUAUUGGUCAGUGGUACCUGAAACAAACAAGAAUUGAAUUCUGGAAAAAAUGUCAUGAGAAUUUUAAGAAGAACUCCAUUUUAAAAAGAAUAGCAUCUGACUUUUUUUUAGCUCAGGCCACCGUGCCAUCUGAGUCCUCAGCUGACGAGAAAUGGUGCAACAUUAUGGAAAGGCGUUUGCUGCUUACCCUGGCAGGCCAUUGGCUUGCCCAGGAGGACCCUGUACCUUUAGGAAAGCUGGAAGAGCUGGAGAAGCAGAUCUGGCUUUGUUGUGUCACCAAGCAAAUCCACUGUAGUGACCAUGAGGUGGUUGAAUCAAGGCUUUCUCGACAGAUUUCAACCAGCGGUGACCUGUCCUUUGAUAGCUUAACCGCUGAAUUUUCCUUCUCCAAACUAGCUGCCCUGAAUGCCUCAAAAUACUUAGAGAUUCAUGGCUUUCCCCCUAGAGAAGCCUCUGAGAGUAGACUGGAUAAAACUGAGGCAGAGUCACUAAACCUUCUGAUUGGGCGUCUGUUAGAUGAUGGCUCUGUGCAUGAAGCGAGCAGAGUUUGCCACUAUUUUCAGUUCUAUAAUCAAGAUGUUUUCUUGGUGUUACACUGUAGAGCGUUGGCCUCAGGAGAAGCUAGUGUAGAUGAUUUGCACCCAGAAAUCCAAGCUAUGCUUCGGAAUGCUGAGCCGCCGGGAGAGGAGGAGGAGGAGAAGGAAGAGGAAGAAGCUGGAGCUCCAGUUAGGAGCUUUCAGAGCACCUCAAGUCUGGAUACUCAGUCCUUCGUUAUGGUGAUCCAUGGUGAUGAUAUUGCAGCCCAUCUGGAGACUUUGACAAGCAGAUGCUUUCAUGGGAAGAGCUACUGCCGGCAAGUCCUCUGUCUGUACGAGCUUGCCAAGGAGCUGGGCUGCACUUACCGGGAGAUCUCCGCUCAGGACAGUACUGCUGUACUCCGAGCCAUCCUGUCCUCCCAGCAGCCAGACCGCUGUAAGCGAGCCCAGGCUUUCAUCACUACCCAAGGUCUGAAGGCAGACCAGGUGGCCGACCUUGUGGCUGAAGAGGUGACGCAGGAGCUGUUGGCUGCCUCAGCAGGGAAAGGACGGAAGCAAGCAUCCAGUCCAGCAGAGGAAGGCCUAAUGUUCUUCCAGCUGACUGCUUUGUGCCAGGAUCGAACAUUGGUUGGCAUGAAGCUGCUAGACAAGAUUUCCUCAGUUCCCCCUGGGGAACUGUCCUGUACCACGGAGUUACUGAUCCUGGCCCAUCAGUGUUUCACUCUGACGUGUCACAUGGAAGGCAUUAUCAGGGUCUUGCAGGCGGCUCGGCUGCUCACUGAUAACCAUUUAGCCCCCAACGAUGAGUACGGGCUGGUGGUACGCCUUCUGACGGGCAUUGGAAGAUACAAUGAGAUGACCUACAUAUUUGAUUUGCUGCACAGAAAACACUACUUUGAAGUGUUGAUGAGGAAAAAGUUGGACCCGAGUGGGACACUAAAGACUGCCCUGCUGGAUUACAUCAAGCGCUGCCGCCCAGGAGACAGUGAGAAGCACAACAUGAUUGCUCUCUGCUUCAGCAUGUGCCGGGAGAUUGGGGAGAACCACGAGGCAGCUGCCCGCAUCCAGCUGAAGCUGAUAGAAUCUCAGCCCUGGGAGGAAUGUAUCAAGGAUGGGCCCCAGCUGAAACAGCUGCUGCUAAAAGCCCUGACUCUGAUGUUGGAUGCAGCAGAGAGUUAUGCUAAGGAUUCCUGUGUUCGUCAGGCGCUGCACUGUCACCAGCUUACAAAGCUGAUAACGCUACAGAUUCAUUUUCUAAAUACUGGCCAGAACACGAUGCUCAUCAAUCUUAACAGGCAGAAUCUGAAAGACUGCAUCAUGGCCUUGCCUCGGUUCUAUCAGGCCUCUAUUGUAGCUGAAGCCUAUGACUUUGUCCCAGAUUGGGCUGAAAUUCUUUAUCAUCAAGUGAUUCUAAAAGGUGACUUCAAUUACCUGGAAGAAUUUAAGCAUCAAAGGUUAUUAAAAACCAGUAUAUUUGAAGAGAUUUCCAAGAAAUUUAAACAGCACCAGCCAACUGAGACAGUCAAAAAGAACAUGAAAAAUUUACUCUCAUACUGUGAAGAUGUCUACCUGCAUUAUAAGCUGGCAUAUGAGCACAAGUUUUAUGAUGUCAUAAAUAAGCUUCUCAAGGAGCCUCAGACUGGAUGUUGUCUGAAUGACAUGUUGGCAAAUUAGACCAAGGCCAAGAAGAAAUGACUUGUCUGCCAGCAUGUCUUGAAGUGGACCACAUCCUGUAGUGUACUUACCUGGAACUGCCCUGGUAUGUUAACACAGAACAGUUUCUGUCAUCCAUUACAUAUCACCCACAAGAAAGACUCUUCAUUAUUAUAAGUUUUUAUUUAAAGGUAUAUUAUUCAGGUUGGGUAGGUAUGCAUCUUUCUGUCAGCAUCUAGAAGAAACUAUUUCUAAGAGCCAAAGAAUGUUUUAUAAAGUGAAAGUGGAUCUAACGCCCUUCUAAGACCCACAGACCAUGUCAAAGAGAAGGUGCAAUACUGAUUAAGAAUCUGUGUCUUCUAUACCUGUGAAUAAAUUUUAUAUAGCUGAAAACCA